AUGCCUCCGUCUUCGAAACUGCCUCGUGUUCCAUCCAAUGACAGGGCAAACCCAACCAAUAGCAACAAAGAAGUUGAGGUCUCCAAGUCCUUGCCUGGUCACACCGAUCACAUAAAUGAAAUGGACAAAAACGAAUUGGCCUCAGGCAUCGUAGGCAAUCACGUCCUUCGUCAUCGAGUUGAAAAUGUUCAUGAUCAUGUUAUCGAUCACGGUGAGACUGCCUAUUCAAAAACCGCGGAUGAUCACGUUAAUGAAGCGGAUCUCGAAGAAUCAGGGAAUGUUUUAGAUAAUCAAGGUGAUCACGAUAACUCUGAAGCCACGUCGAGAACUGUGGAAGAUGACGAAUCAGAUAAUCAGGUGGAUCCAGAUAGUUCAUUAGACACAGCCUCAUCAAGAAAUGAAAGAGUUCUAUACUACUAUACUAUCGAAGAUAUCAGCGAUAGGCUUCAAGGUUGUGUAUACUGCUUGUUCCCCAAGGUAUUUGAUCAACGUUAUCCACCUUACAAUCCUUACGAGUGGGUGAAUUUCUUGAAAGAUACCGUGUUAUUCCAAGUCAAGCACAAUUUUCAGUUGCCUGCUAGAGACACCGCGUUUUGGGCGGCUAGAAGCAUUUGCAUAGACGAACACGAAGAGCUACAUGGCAAGUAUAUAAUAAAACAUAGUCUAUUGUGGGAUGAUCGAGAUAGCAGGGCCCAUUGUUUUGAGCGUGCUCAGAGCAACAGGUUUGCAUUGAUGAUGUUGGGCGCGUUUCAGCAAUCAAUCCUGAUUCACAAACGCAGGAAGGAGCGCAACCAAGGAUGUGCAAACGAUAUGCACCGUCAGAUGUAUUCUGAAUCUUUAUCAUUGAAAACUGCAAGGAGUCUGUUUGAUCAAGCCCGAUGGUUCAUAUGUGAGGGCAAAACAGACCCAAAAUCUACUCACCGUUACAUCUGGGAGUAUGACUUCCAUGCCCUUCCCACUGAGAAGCAAACAUGGACUGAUCACUUAUACGCUUGGUUUCAUUAUACGUAUGAGGUUACUGGAGGUCAAACAUUGUUUGCUGGCCUUGAUUGUGACGAGCAUGGCCAAUUAAGCAAUUUAGUUUUGUUUACCAAAGGGAAACCCCCACACUACGACGAGAGCGCGGGGAUGAAAGCCAGAAUUGAUCGGGCCUUUUUACACUUUCGCGAACAACAUGUGUGCAAUAAAAUUUGUGAACAUCUAGGACUAAGAAAGUUAAAAACUUUUCAAGGGAGAGGCGCUGGGGAUUGGUUGGAAAUAUUGUAUCUGAAUAGUCCAUAG
Messenger RNA from Melampsora larici-populina 98AG31, 1281 nucleotides. RefSeq lists its product as uncharacterized. Gene Ontology annotation, biological process: protein phosphorylation. The transcript has 8 exons. Gene Ontology annotation, molecular function: ATP binding; protein serine/threonine kinase activity. Lineage: Eukaryota; Fungi; Basidiomycota; Pucciniomycetes; Pucciniales; Melampsoraceae. The record is from RefSeq and is a predicted model, not a curated record. The coding region runs from base 1 to 1281 and encodes 426 amino acids.